Molecule: messenger RNA, 6433 nt
Organism: Pristis pectinata (smalltooth sawfish)
Lineage: Eukaryota; Metazoa; Chordata; Chondrichthyes; Rhinopristiformes; Pristidae
Gene: cnppd1
Product: cyclin Pas1/PHO80 domain containing 1
Exons: 8
Coding region: 24-1421 (465 amino acids)
Biological process (GO): regulation of cyclin-dependent protein serine/threonine kinase activity
Cellular component (GO): cyclin-dependent protein kinase holoenzyme complex; nucleus
Molecular function (GO): protein kinase binding; cyclin-dependent protein serine/threonine kinase regulator activity
Source: RefSeq, a predicted model, not a curated record
CCCCUGGCUGCUCCUGCGACAAGAUGGCGGACUGGGUGGACUCGCUCUUUGACUCCCGCUCCUUCCCGUGCUGCGGCCUCCAGGAGUUCAGCCUCCUUCCUGGCCACAGCAAGAUAACAGAGAGAGUGAAAAAGCGGCUCUACUAUGGUCGAGACAUAGACUACAACAUGGACGCUCUGUCCUGUCCUGUCACUGAUAUUGCAGUCGAACUGCUUCAGAAAUCAGCACCGAGCCCGAUCAGAAAACUCCGGAAGAAAUAUGCAGCUCAUGUGGCGAGGGAGGCCUGUAUCUCACCUUGUGCAAUGAUGCUUGCUCUUGUCUAUAUUGAACGGCUUCGACAUCGAAACCCUGAGUACCUGCAGCAGAUCUCUUCAUCUGACCUUUUUCUAAUAUCGAUGAUGGUGGCCAGUAAGUACUUGUACGAUGAGGGAGAAGAGGAGGAGGUGUUUAAUGAUGAGUGGGGAGCUGCGGGCAAGUUGGAUGUUCAAGUGGUCAACACUCUGGAAAUGAACUUUCUGCGAGCCAUUGAUUGGAACCUGUACGUGAAUACCCAGGAAUUCUUUGAGCUUCUGAGUCGACUGGAGGGAAGGGUGGCUGAGUCACAGGGACUAAAGCGAGGCUGGUUCACAUAUACGGACUUGUGUGUGUUACUAGAACAGGCACUGUGGCAACAAGUGUUUACAGAAUUCUACCAGCAUGUUGUCAAGGUUGCCUGCAUGUUGGGGCUCGUGUACCUAACCAGUGUUGCAGGAAUAAUAGCUGGUUCUGCGGUCGCUCGGCAAGCCAUGUGCUCAAAGGGUCAGGUGGAUGUGAUCCCCAACGCUGAGAAAUCCGUUUUGAGUCAAGGGGUGAUCCUGGAGCCGGUGAAAUGCUCGCAGGAGGCUGAAUCUUUCCCAUCAUUUAAUGCAGUGGCCAUUGAUAUGGCCAGAUCUCAAGGUUCUCCCUCCAGUCUCCAUUGCUGCAUGUUGGAAAAUGACUCAAGCAAGAGAAAUUCUGGCAUUGCGAUGACGGCUCUGUGUAUUUGGGGGACUGCCCUGACCUCCCUCACGUACAUGACUGACCAGAGGAACGUCCAAAUGGAGCCAGGAAUCCCACCGCCCAUUUCCUGUUCUACUUGUUGCAGGCUACAGAGUGAAACAGGGCUGGCUGUCCAAUGUGGGGCAUCAAACCACACGUCCAUUACCAUCGCCUUCCGCCACAACCCUUCGGAGAUGUUCUCGACCUUCAGUUCACGCAGCAUGUUCUCCCCUGGAUGUCGAAGUUGCACAAAGGGUAGGGUGAUAAAGCAGCCUCCUUCAGCUCCCAGCUUUGAGCGACUGAUGGACCUUCUGUGUCUCCCUGGUUCUCUGAGGAUGAGAAGGUGUCCUAUGGAAACAACAACAGCAUUCAACCAGCUCCUGAUACCCGUCUUACCCAGUUAGGCAUUCAAUCCUCCUUCCAGCAGACUUUGCAAUUAUUUGUUGCAGUUCUGACAGUUUUUUUCCCCUGAUCCCAUUUAGGAACAUUCAACUAAUCUUAAAAACCCAGCAAUCUGACCAGCAAGAAGGUUGUUAAAGUCACAACGCUCUCUCGGGCCAACCAGAAUCCGGUGGCCAAUCUGGCAGCUGUUCCUAACCUCCGUUAGUUAGAAGUAGAAUGAACUCGCCAACACCGAUAUGUGUGCGUGCUAACAAAUUUGUUAUAUGUACCUCCAGGAUAAAAUUGUAAGGGAGGGGCACUAAAUCAGUUUCAGUGAACAUUAGCAAUAAAUUUGAUAUAUUCAAAGUUACGUUCAUUUAUGCAGGCCCUUUAUGCAGAGUAAUGUUCUCGAAAUACUUCCUCUACGAUAAACUACUUUGAGAUGUGGCGACUUAUUCUGCUGUAGUUUUGCGCUGGGCAAAUUGCACAAAGAGCGGCAGAAUGAAAGAUCUCAGUCUUGGUGCUGUUGGCUGAAGGAAGAACACCAACCAAGGAACUGGAAGGACACCGCUUGAGCAGUGCUGUGGAAUUUCUUUCAAUGUCAACUUUAACCAACUCUUGCAAGAAAGUUGUAACUGUAUUUGACAUCUCGUCUGAAGGACGGCAUUUCUGAUAAUGCAUCACUCCAUGUGCUGCAUCACAGAAGAGCCUAGGACACAUAACUAAAGCCCUGUAAGCACCACCUGUUACUGAACUUCUUCAUUUCAACAAACAAAGGAAAAUCUCACCAACACUGACGGCGUGUGAUUUACUUUUAAGUCACAGAAUUUGACAUUUUGCAGGAUUUCUAGAUUCUACGUCUUUUAUUACAACAUUUGAAGAGCUUUUAUAUUGAAAAGGUUUGAUGAAGGUAUCAAGGAUUUGGAUGUGGAAUCCAAAAGGUUCCUGAUGCUGGAAAACCUGAGCAUAAGGUGACACAACUUGUGCAUCUUUGUGAAGAUGCACAAAGCUGUAUUUACUAAUAACUGUCUUUGUGAAGAUGCACAAGGCUGUAUUUACUAAUAACUGUCUUUGUGAAGAUGCACAAGGCUGUAUUUACUAAUAACUGUCUUUGUGAAGAUGCACAAGGCUGUAUUUACUAAUAACUGUCUUUGUGAAGAUGCACAAGGCUGUAUUUACUAAUAACUGUCUUUGUGAAGAUGCACAAAGCUGUAUUUACUAAUAACUGUCUUUGUGAAGAUGCACAAGGCUGUAUUUACUAAUAACUGUCUUUGUGAAGAUGCACAAAGCUGUAUUUACUAAUAACUGUCUUUGUGAAGAUGCACAAGGCUGUAUUUACUAAUAACUGUCUUUGUGAAGAUGCACAAAGCUGUAUUUACUAAUAACUGUCUUUGUGAAGAUGCACAAAGCUGUAUUUACUAAUAACUGUCUUUGUGCUGUAUGAGUAGAUUAUAUUGAGUGUUGUAUUUACUAUGCAGUUAUAGUUGGGCUUUGGGGACCCUUGGUUUGACUCUCUAAUGUUUUUUUAAGGUGUGAUUUUCUUACCUGGAGACUUUGUCUCCUAUAAUCAUUUAGAGAAAUUUUAAGAUUGAUGGAGGCAUUAAAAACAAAUUUUACUUUCACAGGAUGAAAGGAGGAAAACAGAAAAAGUGCCUCAAUGCAACUACUUCAGUGAUGAAGUUUGUUACAAAGCAUUGCUGGACAGUUGGCUUAAGUAACUUGGGUCAUUUGUUGAAUGACAUUGAAUGAAUUAUUGGGCUUUGGGAGUAAGUGAAAGGCUUUGUAAUUAGCAUUUAUAUUUUUUUUAGGUAGCCUCUUACAGGGUGAUUUCUCCCAUACGUUGCAUUACUUCGUACAAAUCACUAACGUGGCAGACUCACACGGCGACUCUGGUGCUUGCUGGGAGUGUGCAGAUCUGUUACGGGUGCUUAAGGUUGUCAGCGAUCUGGUACACCAGCACAGUCUCAUGUUGGGCUGCCUUUUGUUCCAAUUUCGUGGUCUUUGGCAAUAAAGCGUCCAGGACUAAGCUGCAAAGCUUGUCCAUUAGUUACUCCCAAAAGAAUUUAUUAAAUAGUGAUCUAAUACUUGGUUUAACGGGCAGUCAAAAUGGAAAUAAAUGCCUGUUCCUCUUUCCCUCCACAAAGGAGCCCAUUGCAUUUACAUUGCCCUUGAGUUUAUUAAACAAACCUUUUGAAGGGUGAGAAUAAACUUCCCUCUAUUUCCACCCUCCCCAACCUCUUUAUUUUGUGGAUCUCAUGUAUCACUGCAGCUUGUGAGGGUAACAGUAGCCCAUUUAUUGUUUUUCUUGGUGGCACCUCAUCCAGGAGUGUGCCUGAGAGCACAGAUUCAUUGUCACAUGGGGAUACUUCCUGUUCCCAAACCCUCUCCUCUGUCAUAGGAUGCUCGUGUUGAUGUCAAGACCAGCACUUAAUCCCUAAUUGAGAUGGUGUUAAUGAGCAUCUUUUUAAACAGCCAUUGUCCGUGUGGUGAAGAUGCUCCCACUGAGAUGUUGGGUAGGAAGUUCCAGGAUUUUGACCUGGAAUGACGGAACAGUAAUGGGGUCAAAUCAGGAUGGUGUGUGAAUUGAAGGGGAACUUGGAGAUGACUGCUGCCAUUGUCCUAGGUGAGAGGAAGUUCACAGGUUGGGACUUGUUUCUUGUUGGGCUUGCAGUGAACAAACCAGUCUUAACAGAUCAUGAAUGACCCAGCAAGCACUAAUCCAGUGCUGAGUGUGCUGAUUUCAGCCAGAGCAUUGACGGGAGUUUCUUUUCGUUAUCGAUUCCACCACCUGUGAGGGUCGGCGGAAGGCAAACUGAAGCAAGGUGAUACUUUCAACUGCUGUCUAAUGGGCCUCUCUACAAAUGUAUAUGUACUGGAGAUGAAAGGAUAACUUUGGAUGUGAUGUGGACAGUUGAAUAGACUACCAGCACACCUUUGAGGCAUAAAGGUUUGCCUCUUGAGUGAGAUACAACAGAGCAACCUCAGUACAUAAGAAAAAGGAGUAGAUCUUCCUGUUUGCCCAGCCAUUCAUAAAGAUCACAGCUGACUUUCUUCUACUAAUCCCAAAUGCCAUUAUUCCCAUCAUAUCGAAAAAUCUAUCCAGCUGCUAUUUAGCAACUAUGCCUCCACAGCCCAUGUGGGUAGAGAAUUCUAUUGAUUCACUACCUAUUUAGGUGAAGAAAUGUCUCCUCUCAGUCUGAAAUGGCCAGCUGCUUAUUUUGAGUCUUUGAACCCUGGUUCUAGACAGUCAAGGCAAGGGAAACAGCCUACCUGCAUCUACCCUCUCAAGUCAUCUUAAGGGUGUUAUGUGUUUCAGUGAGACCCCUCUCUAUAGGAUACAGGCCUUGUCUGCUUAAUCUCUCCUCUUAGGACCAUCUCCCCCAUCCGUCUGCACUCCUAUUGUAGGGAGACUAGUCCUGUCUAUUUCCAACAGUGGCCCACCAUGGCCCCAUACAAGAUAUCUUUACUCUUGCACUCAGAUUCUCUUGCAGUAAUGGCCAAGUGUAUGUUUGUCUUCCUAAGUUCAUGCUGUACUUAAAGUGGCUCAUACAACGGACAGCCAAUUUCCUCUGAACACCAUUCAGUUCUUCCCCAUUUAAAAAUAAUGGUAGGAAGCAGACCAACGAGGAAUUUAUGUUGAAUAUCUGCCUCAAGAAUGGAGAAAGUGGAUGAGUCCAGGGUGAAGGAAUUCCAAAACAAAUCAUCACACAUGUAUCUGUAUUUGAAAUAUCCCCAUCACAAAUAUCAAAGUGUCAGCUUGCUCUUAUUCAUUGAAUGACAAUGGUGUUUCAAACAACUCCUUUUACCAGGUGUCAGAGUGGGUAUAGAAAUGCAAAUAGCAGCAAAGAAAGGGUGUGUUACCAGUACCCUCGGAAAUGAUGGCUCAUAUUAAAUGGGAAAUCACAUGCCCUUCUGUUUUGUAAUGGCUAAAACAUUUUUAUCAUGCGAGAUGAAAUAAAAUGUACAAACACCGAACAAUUUUGCUGUGACUGAAAUUCAUUCUUUAGAAGUGAGAAGAAGAGGCCAAUUGGUCACAUUCUGCCUGAUCAAUGACCUACCCCCAUGUUUUCUCCAGUCCUGAGUAUUUAUUGACACAUUCUGAGGCCGUCCCUCGAGGUUGAGGACAACUUGCUUUCACCUCAGACCUGCAAGUUCUGAAGAAGCUGAUGAAACCUAUGCAAGAUCAGGCCUCCGCCAGAAGUGGGAGAUGACGUGCUCCUUCCGCCGUAUGCAUUGAGCUUCCGUGCGCUGCCAAUAAGAGAUCCAGGGAUGUCAAUGACAUCCCAGAUCCUGCUUCUCCAUUGUGAUCAAUCAUGGACCAAUGAUUCGGAUCAGAUUAGUUUAUUGUCAUAUACAUCAGGGUGCAAAGGAAUUCCUUGUUAGUGUGAAGCUCGCAGGGUAAACAGUGUAGAUGGUAAUAGUAAAUACAGCAAUGAACACAGAUCAGUGGAAUAGUGCAAAGUAUAUGGUGCAAGCUGACAAAAGAAAUGCUCAAAUAAUAACAGAAGAGGUAGAAUUAAGAGUCUGAGAACGUGGCAGCACCACUGGGAGGGGGACGUGAAUGAGGUGAUGGGUUCAGAUGUCCGAUAGCAGUGGGGAAGAAGCUGUUCUUGAGUCUGGUCGUCUGGGCUUUCAAUCUCCUGUGUCUUCUCUUGGAAGUUAGAAGAGAGAAAAAGGAAUGGCUAAGGAGGCAGGCGUCCUUGAUUCCCAGGAGUCAGUGGGGAUGAUACAAUUUUUUUCAAAGAGGCUCUGAAAAUAUCCUUGAAGUGUGACAGAGUUCAGAGUAGAGUACAGAGUUUCGUACUAGGCUUGUGAACGAUGUGGCCCACACAUUGGAGCCAGUUAAGUAUGGUUAGAGCUUUGAUGCUGGGGGUAUUGGCCUGCUUUGAAGAUUUUACAGGAGACAAUAUUGGUGCUACCUCUUUAGUGCUUUGAGGUGUCUGCUGUAUGUAGUCCAUGAAUCAAAAUGUGCCACUCUCUUUGACUAAGCUGGCUGCUUUACCAAGGCAACAAGAAGUGUGGGCAAGAGUCCAUA